Molecule: messenger RNA, 1329 nt
Organism: Macrosiphum euphorbiae (potato aphid)
Lineage: Eukaryota; Metazoa; Arthropoda; Insecta; Hemiptera; Aphididae
Source: the annotation of a GenBank genome assembly
AUGAACACUAGCCGUGAAUCGCUCAAGCUGUGGCUGUCGGACGUGCUGACGGCCGACGGGGCUUACGGCGCGACCGCUGACCGGCCGGCAGCGUUCGACCCGGACAGAGAUCCGCGGCACGCGUCCCGGCCCAAACAGACGCAGCGGCUGUCGUCGGUCGUGGCGUCCGGGCGGCUGACCGUGCCGGCCGGCAGCGGGUCGCAAGCCGCCACGGACACCCGGCUAACCGUCAAGCUCAAGCCGCCCGUUGAAUUGCUGCGCACCGUGCUCAAGUCCGACCGGCAGUUCCACAACGAGAUGCACGCGUACCAGAAUGUGGUGCCGUUCCUGUUCGAACACCUGCCGGACGGGGCCCGCGGGCCCUCGCUCCCCGUGUUCGUGUACGGCCGCAACGAGUGCGGUGCCCGGUGGUCGGAGGACGUCAUCGUGCUGGAAGACCCGAGGGGCCAAGGUUACGUGCCCGCCCGAACCCCGGAACACGUGGCCGGCGCUGGCAGCGCGCACAUGGACUACGGUCACCUGGCCGUGGCCAUCGCCGCGCUCGGCCGGUUCCACGGCAUGUCGUUCACCGCCAAGCAGAAGAACCCUGUGGCGUUCCGCAAGCUGGUCGGCAACCUGCGCGAGAUCCAGUGGGACGAGGACGGAUGGCUGGUCAAAGGAAACGGGCUCAAGUCGAUGAGCAUGCGUGGCGCCCGGCCACUGAUGGACCAGGACAAGUACCGGGACGGCAAGCUCAAGGGGUUCCUGACCAUGAUUCGGGAGGCGGACCGCAACCUCAAGCUGGCGAUGACGCCCAAGGAACCGUUUGCGGUCAUUUGUCACGGCGACUACUGCAAGCCCAACAUACUGUUCGAGUACGACGACGCCGGACAGCCACGGGACGCCAUGAUCACUGAGUUCACAGCCGUCAGGUACGGUUCACCAGGACUAGACUUGUCCUAUUUCCUGUACAAGAACGCGGACAAAGACGUGCAGGACAACCGGUGGGAAGACCUGCUGGCCGUGUACUUGGAAUCAGUGGCAGCCGUGCUGCCGGCAGACGUCAAGGCGCCCACCGCAGAGCAGCUGCACCACGAGCUUAGGUUUCAUGCGCUAUACGGUUACGCACACCUGUUGUUCGCCGUGCCGAACAUGAUCAACGAUAACCCCCGCGAGCUGUUGGACAUCGACAACGACGACGACAAGACGACCGUCGAAGACCUGCUGGUCGCCCGGAUCGACGCGGCCGACGAGAAGAUCACCGAAAUCCUUUCCGGCACCGUCCGGCACAUCAUCGACCAUGGUUACGCGGAGCAAUACGAGUUCCCUAGUAAUAAUUCCCGUCUGUAG